CAAUCGCGUCAUGACUUGCCAGAGCGGCGAACUGCAUUGUGGGUGUAGAGUGUUGCUCCUUUGUGUGUUAACUACCAGAUUUCACUGUUCUGCUAAUGUUGGACUGCUUGGAAUCAGCCUCACGGUAAAGUGUGGACACAAUGGAUUCCCCUAAAGAAGGUGAUCACACUGCAUCAUGCACAUCACCAGCUCAAGGAAAAGGUGAGUCAGGGUCACAGAAGAAAUCUUUGAAGAGGACAGCCAGUGUGCCAACAAAUGUAAAGGCAAAAAAGAAGAGAAAAAAGGCAAAAGUCACCCAGCCUGCCCGGCUUGGCUACACAAUCCAGAAAGGGGAAGAUAUGCUUCUUGUCAUAUCCAAUAAUCAGUAUCAUGAUUCAGCCUGGUUUCCUCCAAAAAAGAAAAGCAAAAAGAAGAAACCAAGGGGACCUAAGGGAAAAACAGAAGACACUUGGAUUAAGAAGAAGCAGAAGAGAGUCCAUACUAAAUCUAAAGUGUCCAAAAAUCCAGCAGUGGACACUUCACUUCAGACACAGUCAGACACAGAUGAUAGAUGGGGUCAGAAUUUUCCUGAGGAAGUGCUCAUCAAGGUUUUUCAAAUUGUUGUUUGCCAAGAUGGCGCAGUACCAUUUCUGUGCAGGGUGGCCAGAGUUUGUCAUCUCUGGAACACUGCUGCCUCCAGUCCACUUCUGUGGCGUCAUGUGACUCUCGGUUAUUGCUGGAUUCAACCAGGAAGAAAUCAGCGGCCUCACACUGAAAAAAUGAUAAAGGAAACAUUAACCUGGCUGGCAUGUAACAGGUUGUCACAGCUUCGAGGCCUUUCUAUCUGUCACUGGACAAAGAAUGUCAACUAUGCAAUAGAGGUUAUGUCGCAGUCCUGCCCUCAUCUUGAAUCCCUCACUCUGCCUUAUUGCAAAGGCCUGACAGAGAAGGCUUUCCAGAGCCUUGGUUUGCACAGUCAGUCUCUGCAGAUCAUAAAUCUACAGUAUUCAGAGUUUCAGGUUGAGGGUCUUGUUGACCUCCUGGAAUCUCAUGGCAGCCAGAUCAAACAAAUUUUGUUCACUCAUGGACCAAAGAAUGAGAAAAUUCUGGCUGCUGUAUACAAAGGAUGCUGCCCUGAUUUGGAGUUGUUGGAGAUCAACACAAAGUUGGACAGUAAAGAAUGCCAACUACAGCUCUGCAUUCAAGCUCUCCAACAUGGAUGUCCCAAACUUAAGACACUCCGGAUGUUGAACGUCAUCCCCAUCAUCAAAGUGAUGCGUAAGAUGCCAGAAUCCACGUCCGGUUUCCCAUUGUUGGAGGAGCUGUGUUUGGCUACAACGUCUUUUUCCUUAAUAACCGACAAAGACUUGUGGGACAUUCUGUUUGAUUCAACCAAACUGCAGGUGUUAGACCUCCGAGGAUGUUUCCGAAUCACCACUUCUGGUCUUGCAGCAUUACCCUGUCUAGAGCUUGAAUGUCUGUUCUGGGACAAUAUUUCAACAGGUAUUGUGUCAUUCCCUAAGAGGGGACUUAACAUGCUGACCCAAAAGUGGAGUGAAACUUUGCGUGAGCUUGACAUCACAAAUCAUGUCUUCAUUGAGGAAGACUUGGAGAUGGCAAUAAGUUCACUCACUCUUGCAACAAAUUCGGAUACCCUGCGUUUUCUCAACUUCAGUGGAACCAGGAUCACUCCAUCUGCUGUGAGAUCAGUCAUUAGCCGAUCAACUGGUCUCAAGUACCUCAACUUGUCAUCAUGCCGUCAUCUUCCCAGAGGGUUGAAGAGAGUUUAUCGUGGCCAGGAAGACAUUUGCCAGCUGCUGGAAAUUGGAGUAGGAAGCGGUAAAAGUAUGUCUAGUAGGAGAAAACUUGGAGCUUGAAACCAGUCAGACAUUUUUUAAUUAA
Molecule: messenger RNA, 1881 nt
Organism: Thalassophryne amazonica
Lineage: Eukaryota; Metazoa; Chordata; Actinopteri; Batrachoidiformes; Batrachoididae
Product: F-box/LRR-repeat protein 6-like
Exons: 10
Coding region: 141-1856 (571 amino acids)
Cellular component (GO): SCF ubiquitin ligase complex
Molecular function (GO): protein binding
Source: RefSeq, a predicted model, not a curated record